AUGAAGAUGUCGAAAGAAAACACCACUCAACUGUGGAACGCGGUUAUAGAUAAUGACCACGCUUCUUACAACCGCAUCAACAGUCGUCUUCUCAACGCACCCACAGCACUCAAACAUGUCCCUGUCCGCGUAUAUGUCCCUACCAGCGGACCACAAUCGUCGGCAACGCAUCCAGAACAUGCCACCUUUAAAGUCAUCCAAUCCCUCGUCACAGCGACUGGCUCGGACCGUCGCCCUAAGCUCCUAGGCCAAGCACUGAAAGAGGUGCUGCCGGGGCUGUUCCCAAGCAGUCGGGAUCCUAUUCUCGCAAAGGCAGUGAUGCAUGGAGCUGGCGUGCCGUUUGACGCACCUCUCGAGGAGUUGAUGCGCGAAGCUGCCUACCCUGACGGGUGGCUAUGUCUAGUCGUUAUUGUUUUGUGA
Fusarium coffeatum is the source of this 420-nucleotide messenger RNA. RefSeq lists its product as uncharacterized. Gene Ontology annotation, biological process: C-terminal protein lipidation; cellular response to nitrogen starvation; nucleophagy. NCBI's taxonomy places the organism in Eukaryota, Fungi, Ascomycota, Sordariomycetes, Hypocreales, Nectriaceae. The coding region runs from base 1 to 420 and encodes 139 amino acids. Gene Ontology annotation, cellular component: cytoplasm; phagophore assembly site membrane; Atg12-Atg5-Atg16 complex. The transcript has a single exon. The record is from RefSeq and is a predicted model, not a curated record.